Amoebophrya sp. A120 is the source of this 373-nucleotide messenger RNA. The record is from the annotation of a GenBank genome assembly. Lineage: Eukaryota; Dinophyceae; Syndiniales; Amoebophryaceae.
CUAGCGUCCCGCAUCGCUUUGGAGGUAUUCCGCGACUGCAUUGCGGAGCGGCCCCCGGGUUGCGCGUUGCGACAACAUCGCCGGGGUGCUUGUUCGCCGCAGAAAAACAGAGCCAUCCAGCGCGUGGGACCCUCUGGCGGGGCGCAAUGCCUGCGCCCAAGAGUAGGGCCCUCCUGGUCUUCUGUCAAUUCACCGCGCCGAUUGCUUCGCUUAAAGAAGAACUCCGGAGCAAGAGAGCCCGGCCGCGGUCUCGGCUAUGGUUUGCCGCUCCGGGCCGUGUCUCGGCUGCCGCCGCUGUCGCCCAAGUGCAAGAGCGCUGCGAAUUCUAGAGGCCCCGAAGCGCCGCAGCGCCGCGGGCCCUUGUGCGCGCGAG